AUGGCCCUGGGGACGAUGCUCAAGGCUCCUCUCCUGCUCCUGGGGCUGCUGACUGAAGGCCUGGCGCAGUUGGCGAUUCCUGCCUCCGUCCCCCGGGGCUUCUGGGCCCUGCCUGAAAACCUGACAGUGGUGGAGGGGGCCUCGGUGGAGCUACGGUGUGGGGUCAGCACCCCUGGCAGUGCGGUGCAAUGGGCCAAAGAUGGGCUGCUCCUGGGCCCCGACCCCAGGAUCCCAGGCUUCCCAAGGUACCGCCUGGAAGGGGACCCUGCUAGAGGUGAAUUCCACCUACACAUCGAGGCCUGUGACCUCAGCGAUGACGCGGAGUAUGAGUGCCAGGUCGGCCGCUCCGAGAUGGGGCCAGAGCUCGUGUCUCCCAGAGUGAUCCUCUCCGUCCUGGUUCCUCCCAAGCUGCUCUACCUGACCCCGGAGGCAGGCACCGUGGUCACCUGGGUAGCUGGGCAAGAGUACGUGGUCAGCUGUUUGUCUGGGGACGCGAAGCCAGCACCUGACAUCACCAUUCUCCUGAGUGGACAGACAAUAUCCGACAUCUCUGCAAACAUGAACGAGGGCUCCCAGCAGAAGCUCUUCACUGUGGAGGCCACAGCCAGGGUGACACCCCAGAGCUCGGAUAAUGGGCAGUUGCUGGUCUGUGAGGCGUCGAGCCCAGCACUGGAGGCCCCCAUCAAGGCCUCAUUCACCGUGAAUGUUCUGUUCCCUCCAGGACCCCCUGUCAUCGAGUGGCCAGGCUUGGAUGAGGGGCACGUGCGGGCAGGACAGAGCUUGGAGCUGCCAUGCGUGGCCCAAGGGGGGAAUCCCUUAGCCACACUGCAGUGGCUGAAGAAUAGCCAGCCAGCGUCCACAGCGUGGGGCACAGAGCACACCCAGGCCGUGGCCCGCAGUGUGCUGGUGAUGACCGUGAGGCCAGAAGACCAUGGAGCGCGGCUCAGCUGCGAGGCCCAUAACAGCGUGUCUGCAGGGACCCAGGAGCGCAGCAUCAUGCUGCAGGUCACCUUUUCCCCUAGUGCCAUUACUAUCCUGGGAUCUGCAUCCCAGGUUGAGAACAAGAACGUGACACUCUCCUGUGUCAGCAAGUCCAGUCGCCCACGGGUCCUGCUACGAUGGUGGCUGGGCUGGCGGCAGCUGCUGCCCACGGAGGAGACGAUCAUGGAUGGACUGCAUGGUGGUUACAUCUCCAUGUCCAACCUGACAUUACUGGCGCGGCGGGAGGACAACGGUCUGACCCUCACAUGUGAGGCCUUCAGUGAAGCCUUCACCAAGGAGACCUUCAAGAAGUCGCUCACCCUGAACGUAAAAUAUCCCGCCCAGAAACUGUGGAUUGAGGGUGCCCCAGAGGGGCAGAAGCUCCGGGCUGGGACCCGGGUGAGGCUGGUGUGUUUGGCCAUCGGGGGCAACCCAGAGCCCUCCCUCACAUGGUACAAGGACUCGCGCACCGUGACUGAGUCGCGGCUGCCGCAGGAGCCGCGGCGCAUGCAGCUCGGCAACGUGGAGAAAUCUGGGAGCACUUUCUCCCGAGAGCUGGUGCUGGUCACAGGGCCGUCGGACAACCAGGCCAAGUUCACGUGCAAGGCUGGUCAGCUCAGCGCGUCCACGCAGCUGGCGGUGCAGUACCGUCCAGAGUUCCUGGGGGAGCAGGUGCUGGUGGUGACCGCGGUGGAGCAGGGUGAGGCGUUGCUGCCCGUGUCCGUGUCCGCUAACCCCGCCCCCGAGGCCUUCAACUGGACCUUCCGCGGCUAUCGCCUCAGUCCAGCGGGCGGCCCCCGGCAUCGCAUCCUGUCCAGCGGGGCUCUGCAUCUGUGGAAUGUGACCCGCGCGGACGACGGCCUCUAUCAGCUGCACUGCCAGAACUCUGAGGGCACCGCGGAAGCCCUGCUGCGAUUGGACGUGCACUAUGCUCCCACCAUCCGUGCCCUCCAGGACCCCACUGAGGUGAACGUCGGGUCUGUGGAUAUAGUCUGCACUGUUGAUGCCAAUCCCAUCCUCCCAGGCAUGUUCAGCUGGGAGAGACUGGGAGAAGAUGAGGAGGACCAGAGCCUGGAUGACAUGGAGAAGAUAUCCAAGGGACCCACGGGGCGCCUGCGGAUUCACCAGGCCAAACUGGCCCAGGCUGGUGCUUACCAGUGCAUCGUGGACAACGGGGUGGCGCCUCCAGCACGAGGGCUGGUCCGUCUUGUUGUCAGAUUUGCCCCCCAGGUGGAACACCCCACUCCCCUAACUAAGGUGGCUGCAGCUGGAGACAGCACCAGUUCUGCCACCCUCCACUGCCGUGCCCGAGGUGUCCCCAACAUCGUUUUCACUUGGACCAAAAAUGGGGUCCCUCUGGAUCUCCAAGAUCCCAGGUACACAGAGCACACAUACCACCAGGGUGGUGUCCACAGCAGCCUCCUGACCAUUGCCAACGUGUCUGCAGCCCAGGAUUAUGCCCUCUUCACAUGCACAGCCACCAACCCCUUAGGCUCGGACCAAACCAACAUUCAACUCGUCAGCAUCAGCCGCCCUGACCCUCCAUCAGGAUUAAAGGUUGUGAGUCUGACCCCACACUCUGUGGAGCUGGAGUGGAAGCCUGGCUUUGAUGGGGGCCUGCCACAGAGGUUCUACAUCAGGUAUGAGGCCCUGGGGACUCCAGGGUUCCACUAUAUGGAUGUCCUACCACCCCAGGCCACCACCUUCACACUGACUGGUCUGCAGCCUUCUACACGAUACAAGGUCUGGCUGCUGGCCAGCAACGCCUUGGGAGACAGUGGACUGGCUGACAAGGGGACCCAGCUUCCCAUCACUACCCCAGUCUGUUGUCUGGGAUUCACUGAGGGGUAUCUUCCACCCCUAGGACCCUCGGGGCUGCCCCUGCUGCCUGUGCUGCUCGGUCUUGGGGGGCUUCUGCUCCUCUCCAAUGCCUCCUGUGUCGGGGGGGUCCUCUGGCAGCGGAGACUCAGGCGUCUUGCUGAGUGCGUCUCAGGGAAGACAGAGGCAGAGUCGGAGGACCGAGUCAGGAACGAAUAUGAGGAGAGCCAGUGGACAGGAGAGCAGGACACUCGGAGCUCCACGGUCAGCACAACAGAGGCAGAGCCGUAUUACCGCUCCCUGAGGGACUUCAGCCCCCAGCUGCCCCCGACACAGGAGGAGGUGUCUUAUUCCCGAGGUUUCACAGGUGAAGAUGAGGAUAUGGCCUUCCCUGGGCACUUGUAUGAUGAGGUAGAAAGAACGUACCCCCGAUCUGGAGCCUGGGGACCCCUCUACGAUGAAGUGCAGAUGAGCCCCUGGGACCUCCGCUGGCCUGAAGAUGCAUAUCAGGAUCCAAGAGGAAUCUAUGACCGGGUGGCGGGAGACCUGGACACUCUGGAACCUGAUUCUCUGCCCUUCGAGCUGAGGGGACAUCUGGUGUGAGAGCUCUCUCAACCCCCUUGUCCUGCACCUGCAGGAAUUUACACUCCACUGGUCCUUCUCAUUACAGCCUGGGCCGAGCUGGUUAGGUGAGCUCCAUAAAACCCAAAGGGACUCGGCUUUGUCAGGAGAGGACAUGGAGGGGGUUGAGUGACAGAAGAUGGUUCAGCUGGUACCAGACUAGAAACAAGGUGUAUCCUGGGGUUGACUUUAGAAACUAAACUUCUCCAAAAGGAUAGGGCAGAUUGUAAACGGCAUCUCAAAAAUUAAAUGCUGCCAGGUGCGGUGGCUCACACCUAUAAUCCGAGCACUUUGGAAGGCCAAGGCAGGUGGAUCACCUGAGGUCAGGAGUUUGAGAACAACCUGGCCAACAUGGUGAAACUCCAUUUCUACUAACAAUAUAAAAAAUUAGCUAGGAAUAGUGGUACAUGCCUGUAGUCCUAGCUACUUGGGAGGCCGAGGCACAAGAAUCGCUUGAACCCAGGAGGUGGAGGUUACAGUGAGCCAAGAUCAUACCACUGCACUCCAGCCUGGGUGACAGAGCGAGAUUC
Mandrillus leucophaeus (drill) is the source of this 3950-nucleotide messenger RNA. RefSeq names its product nephrosis 1, congenital, Finnish type (nephrin) (gene NPHS1). Gene Ontology annotation, molecular function: cell adhesion molecule binding. The transcript is spliced from 26 exons. Gene Ontology annotation, cellular component: cell-cell junction. Lineage: Eukaryota; Metazoa; Chordata; Mammalia; Primates; Cercopithecidae. Bases 1 to 3402 code for a protein of 1133 amino acids. Gene Ontology annotation, biological process: cell-cell adhesion. The record is from RefSeq and is a predicted model, not a curated record.